Messenger RNA from Cynoglossus semilaevis (tongue sole), 4950 nucleotides. RefSeq names its product discoidin, CUB and LCCL domain containing 2 (gene dcbld2). The transcript has 15 exons. Gene Ontology annotation, molecular function: signaling receptor activity. The record is from RefSeq and is a predicted model, not a curated record. Gene Ontology annotation, cellular component: plasma membrane. Gene Ontology annotation, biological process: wound healing. The coding region runs from base 265 to 2319 and encodes 684 amino acids. NCBI's taxonomy places the organism in Eukaryota, Metazoa, Chordata, Actinopteri, Pleuronectiformes, Cynoglossidae.
CCACAGAUUGGAUGUGUGUGUGUUAUGUGUGUGUGUUAUGUGUGUGUAGCAGUUCCCUUCAUAGUGAGAGUGUCGCUAACCACUGGAUUGUGAACGGGGAAGUGAAAAGGGACAACCUGAGGAAGAAGAACCGUCUUUCUAUCGAGGACCAGGGAACUUUUAUCGCUCUUUUCAGAUUUUUUCCCCCUCAUUCCCGGCACAGGUUGAAGCGGUGCAGCCGGGGUCAGCAGCAGCAAGCAGUAUGCAUUCAGACUGCAGGCUGCUAUGGGCAGAGCGGUAAUGGUGGUGGGAAGGGAAACGACAGGGGCCGAGGUUCUUCUCGUCCUGUCGAUUCUCAUCGUUCUCACCGCAGAAAACUGUCGAGCGCAGAAAGGUGAUGGCUGUGGGCCCAGUUUGCUUGGCCCUACCAGUGGGACUCUGUCCUCUCUGGGUUACCCGAGGACAUACCCCAACAACUCGGUGUGUGAGUGGGAGAUCAGCGUGCCGCGUGGCAACAGGAUUCACUUUCGCUUUGCUGAGCUGGACAUAGAAAACAGGAACUGCCAGGUCAACUACCUCCGCCUCUACAACGGCAUUGGACCUGAGAGGAGUGAAAUCGUGAAAUACUGUGGUUUGAAUCUGAAGGUUGAGGAGCUGAUCAAUUCCACUGGUAACCAGGUUACUGUCCAGUUCAUGAGUGGGACACAUCACACUGGGCAUGGAUUCUACCUGUCCUACUCCACCACUGAACACACAGAUCUAAUCACCUGUCUGGACAAAGGAACUGAUUUCCCCGAGGCAGAGUUCAGUAAAUACUGCCCAGCAGGCUGCCUGACAUCCGGCAAGGAGAUUUCUGGAACCAUACCAAAUGGAUACAGAGAGUCCUCUCCGCUGUGUUUGGCUGCCAUCCACGCAGGUGUGGUGUCCAACGCUGUGGGAGGCAGGAUCAGUGUUGUCAGCAGCAAAGGCAUCAAUCGUUACGAGGGCACACUGGCGAACAAUGUCACUUCCACUGGAGGAACCAUGUCCAACAGCCUCUUCACGUUCAAGACAAAUGGCUGCUACGGGACCAUGGGCUUGGAGUCAAAAGGCGUUCCAGACACUCAGAUCUCUGCCUCCUCCGUGUGGGAGUGGAACUACGCUGGUCAGCGUGAGUGGUUGGCUUCAGGAGCCCGCCUCAAAAAGGCGGGGUUGUCCUGGGCACCGGCCCAGAGUGACCAGCAGCAGUGGCUGCAGGUGGAUCUGAAGAGGGAGAAGAGGAUCACAGGCAUCAUCACCACAGGCUCUACUCUGAGAGAGUAUCAGUACUACGUGUCUGCGUACAGGGUCCUGUACAGUAAAGCCCCCCCACAGUGGUUCAUCUACAGGGAAGCCAAUUCUACACUAGACAAGGUUUUCCAAGGGAACAAUAACUACCUGCACGAGGUGAGGAACAACUUCAUUCCUCCCAUCGAGGCUCGGUUCUUGAGGAUCAACCCGACCGCCUGGCAUCAGAGAAUAGCUCUAAAGGUGGAGCUGCUCGGCUGCCAGAUCCCUGAAGUGAGGAGGGGGUCGCCUCCUGUUAGCUCAAAGCGUCCACCCCACUCGGUCCAAACCACUCACACGCCAGACAUUAGAAACACCACGAUGCCUCCUCACACCAACAAAGACAUUGCUCUGGCAGCAGUUCUGGUUCCUGUGUUGGUCAUGGCUCUGACUGCUCUCAUCCUGACUAUAGUUGGGGCUUGUCACUGGAAGAACAGGAAGAAGAGCUCUGAAGGAGCGUACGAUCUUCCUCACUGGGAUCGCACAGAUUGGUGGAAGAGCAUGAAGCAGCUGCUUCCCUCCAAGAUCCAGGAGUCGGAGGAUUCCAUCCGGUACAGCAGCAGUGAAGUGGGCCGGCUCUCAGGAAGAGGCGCCGUACCGAGACUACACGCUGAACCUGCAGAAUAUGCUCAGCCUCUGGUCAGCGGAGUUACAACACUGGGUGCGCGUUCAACUUUUAAACCCGAUGAAGGUCCAGACCCAGGAUACUCGGAUCCGGAUCUUUACGAUGCCCCGAUCUCACCAGAUGUCUACCACGCCUACGCAGAGCCUCUCCCGGCCUCGAGAUCUGAAUACGCCACUCCAAUUAUAGUAGAUAUGGGCUGCCACCCUGUAGGGGGCGCCACUUUGAACCAGCCCGCUGCUGUGUGUGGUUUAAUGGGCGCAGGUCUCAAUGCCCUGCUCACACGGACAGAAGGCAGCCAGAAAGGGAGGUCGGCGUACGAUACACCAAAGAACACCACUGGUCAGGCGUCUGAGGAUCUGACCUAUCAGGUGCCUCAGAGUUGCACACAGAAGACAACGGAACAGGGCUGAAGAGUUGGGACGCACACAGCCUUUUAUUCGCCCGUCACAGCCCACAAGACAGAGACGGGGACGGGCGGUUGUUGAAGGACGAAGAAGUCCUCAAUGAACACUACCUUAGUUUUAGAAUCAUCUGGAGAUGUAUCGCCCUAACCGUCUCUGCAUGGCCCUGACCUGCUUGUGUGGCGCCUUUACAGUCCUAUCACUGAAUCUAUAAAGAUGAAUGUGUAUAUGUGUUUGUGCCAGAAGAGGGAGUCAAGAGUAUAGACCGUACAUAGGAAAUGGAGCAAGGCAGCUGUGUUCAAAAGUAAAGUCACAAGCAGAUAGCAGUCCACAGAUGUCGGGACAACUAACAACAACUUUCUGUUGCUGUUUCCUACAUAAGGCUGAUCAUAAAUGUAAAAUAAUGGUUAGGCUUAUUGGUAGAAUGUUAGAUUGUUCAUGACAACAUUCUUUUUAACAGUCUGUAAAUACCUGGCACAGUAAUAAUGUGACUGUAAGUAACCAAUAUGCUCCACGACAUGUGUGUAUAUAUAUAUAUAUCAUUUUUAAAACAGCAUCGGGGUAAAACAACGUCUCACAAUGAAGGGAAAAUAAGAGGAAUUUGGUCAAAGGUAAACAAACAGGACUGUUGCCAUGUAAAAGCACGGCAGCUGAUUCUUAGACUUUUCUUUGUUUUUAACUGUCUUCAGAAUGUUGAUACAAGUGCAGCGCAACAUCAAUUACAUGUUAACAAGACACCACAAUGUCUCAAUUAGAAUUGGUAUACCUGCAGCUAGAAGUAGCUUCAUUCAAUUAAGCAAUGAGCCGUCAAUUUCCACAAGCUUUACUUUUGCAACCAAACAGCCUGGUCCAUUUCUUAUACAGGGUCUACGAUUGGUUGGAGAGAAGCAGAAAGCUGACUACUAUUUGAUAAAGACUGUGUCUUGUCCCUGUUCUGUGAUUCUGUAGUUGUUCUAUCCUGUGAAACUGUGAUGAUUUUUUUGUCGCUAUUCUUUUUUUUUUUCUUUUUCUGUUAGACAUCAAGCCAGGUUUUUCUUUAGUUUUAAAUCAACUGCAUGUUAACCCCAAAGGUUAAAGGUUAAAACAAUCCUCCUUGGAGAAACUCACGGUACGUUCUUUGUCUUACUUUUGUUUUGUUUUUUAAAGCAUGACUUGAAUUUGUGAAUAGUUACAAUAAUUCCAUUCUUGCAAAAGCCUAAAGUGAUUUACUGAUAUUUAUUUUGUUAUUUUGACAUCCUGCUGAUGAGGAGAGACGUUUAUCAAACAAAUAAAAAACCCCAAUGCUACACUCGCUUAGUACUGAAGCAACAACAACAAAAAACAGACCACAGACCAUGAGUCAGUUUCCCUCCACGUAUAUAUAUAUAUAUAUAUAUAUAUAUAUACACACACACUACAACAAAGAGACAUAUUCUACAGUGCUGGAGACCAAAUGUUUUCACUUUGCUGUGUUGAUGCUGUAUUGACUCACAAUACAAAGAUGCCAAACACUAGAGCAGUCUUAAUGAGUGGUGGAACAGAGAGAAGAAGUGACUGUGCAAAAGUCUCAGGUCACUGCUGGGUUUUUUCAACAUCAAUUUUAAUUUUUUUAUUUCAUACAUGACAAUUCUGUCCUAUGCUCAGCUCUGGGUGUUUUUGUUUUUAACAUUUUACACCGUCAUCCACCAUUCAAUUUCUCCUGUUAAGCAUGUGUGUCCCGCUGAAGCAACAACGCAGAAAUGGUCGCAUUACUUUGCAUUUGGCUUUUAUUUUGUCCAAUCAGAUGUUAGGUUUGUAACCUUAAACCUUUUAAUGCAACAUGAGCCCUUUUCACCUGUUUCAGUAGUCCUGUUAUUAGAAGGGUCAUGGGGCGUUCACAGCUAACACCAGUACAAAGUGUCAAAGAACUCACAGGGCUGUAAACUGGAACUGAGCAAGAAUCGUCCGGCCUCUUCCAACAUUUUACUUUCUAUAUUUAGAAGUAAAAUGCCAUUUUCCAAGUUACAAAUAUUCUAUAUUGUCACAGUAUCAAUGCUAAGACAACAUGGACUAAUGCCUAAGACUUUUGCACAUGACAAUAGGUGAGGGAAUCUUAUUGUUUUUAUUGUGGUUUCCUGUGUGUGUUUUUGUGUUAGUGCAUCAUGAUUAGUCUGGUGGACACACCCCCCCACCCCCACCCCCACCCCAUUAAUUAUGUACAUUGACGUCUGUAUGUGUGUGAAGUUGUUCCCCUUCCCCAGCUGUGUGUGUUUUCCUGAUAAUGACCCAGUGUGAUGAUAAUGAGAACGAUGAUGAUGAAGAUGAUGAUGACAACGAUAUGACAACAAUGUAGCUUAUAGUUGUGUUCUGUUGUGUGUGUGUGUGUUAAGCACCAAUAGACUGCAUUCCUCUCCUGUCCACUUGUGGUUCUGGGCUGACCAAUCACAGAGUGGCAGCAAUGUGUAGAUUAAGAGAGAAAAUAAAAUCUGAACAAGCUGCUUUUAGAACUUUACGGAACUGUUCACUCACACACACACACCCUUUGUGCUAUGAAACACUCAACACCGAUGGUGAUCAACACUCACAGCUGUGUAUCUCUGGUCACAGCAGGGGGUUGUGUUUAUGUGGCUCUCACUGAUUGUAUAUAAAAAAAAAUAAAUAAAGAGCUAUUAAAAGGUUUUA